ACUACUACGGACCUCUGAGAAACCAUGCGGAAGUGUGCGGGUUGAAUCGUCCCACUUGUUUGUUUCAACCCCCUAGAUAUUAAACCCCAUUCGGCAAAUAUUGAAGAUGUGUUCAUAUGUUUGAGAAAAUUUGGCAAAAUUUAUAUUCUACUGAUAAAAUGUAAUUCCUAUGUAUACUUGUAGGAAGUUAUUGAGCACACAAAACAAAAAAGAGUAUUUUUACACAAAAAAUAAUAAUAAAUGUCUGAAAAUAUAAACAUUCUUGAUUUUUUAAAUUUUGAAAUUGUGUUCACAGGGAUGAUUCACUGUGGUUUUGGACCAUCUCAUCUCAGAAAUUUUUUGAUGGAAUGCAAUCUCCCCCCUAUGAGUGAAACAACCAUUCAAAAGAUACAGAAGAAAAUUGGCCAAACAAUAAUUGAUUGUGCUGUUCAAUCCUGUAAAGAGGCAAGACAGGAGGAAAUUGAUUUAUCCCCAGAGAAGGUGCAAGUCAGCUUUGACGCCGGUUGGCAAAAGAGAGGAUCUGGCUUUAACUAUAAUAGCAAUACAGGCCAUGCAAGCUUGAUAGGGAAAAAAACUGGCAAAGUUCUUGCAGUGAACAUCAGGAGCAAAGUCUGCAAAAUUUGUGACACUUUUACAGUUCAGCACCCAAAUGAAACAGUUCCUUACCAUGACUGCUCCAGAAAUUGGUCUGGUAGCAGUACGGCCAUGGAGGUUGAUAUGGCGCUGAAUUUGCUUGGAGAGAUGGAAAAAGAGGGAUGUCAUGUGGAUAUUUUUCAUGCCGAUAAUGACUCCUCAACAUCUGGAAUGCUGAAGUCAGAAUUUCCCAACACAGUGAAAAUGGAUGACCAAAAUCAUGUAAAAAAAGGCUUUACAAAACAACUUUAUGAACUUGGAAAAAGAUACAAAGAAUUAAAACAAGCUGAGGUUAUCCCUUAUAUUCAGCGUUGUUUUGUAUACGCCAUCCAAAGUAAUGCUGGAAAUUCAACCAAAAUUCAUGAAGAUCUUGAUCGAAUUGUGCCCCAUAUAUUUGGAGAUCAUAAUAAGUGUAGAACUGCACAGUGGUGUACCUAUAAUGAAAACCCCUCAUCUUUCAGGUACAAAAGUCUUCCAGGUGGCAGACCUCUCCAAAGUGAAGAUCUGAAGAAGGAAUUAGAGGACCUUGUCUCAAAAUAUAAAAACAGGGCAGAAAACCUUUCACAACUAGGGUCAACACAAGCUAAUGAAAGCUUUAAUAAUCUUGUAGCAACUAAAGCCCCCAAGUCAAGGUAUUCAUUUUUUAUUUGGUUGAAAAAAUUCAUCCUCAACCAAAGAAAUAUUAAAAUAAUAAAAAUGAAAAAAAGUCAUAAUAAAAAGUUAUGCUAUAAACACCUCAUAUUGAAAAACGAUAAAUUAUAUUAUUUAUUAUUUUAUAAUUUAUAAGCUUUUAGAACUAGACCUGCAAGUUAAGCCAUUCUCCUUAUAAAUUCUUCAUAAUUUAAAAUUUAACAGAAACUAUGGAGGAUCCAAAUCAUUAGAACAAAGAUUAUCAGCAGCUCUGUUACAAAAGAAUGAAGGAUACAGUUAUUUAACAAAGGUAUGCAAAAUUGAAAAUACAUAUGUACCACAGUAUACAUAAUCCUAAUUUAAUUGAUUGUUUGUCGUUUAACGUCCCUCUCAAGAAUUUUUAAACCAUAUGGAUAUGCCACCACUUGCCGGUGGCAUGCUGCAAAUCUUUUCCUAUACUCAGCUUUCAAGGCCAUUGAGCAGGAAGGGAUUUUUUUUAUGCCAGUACCCACUGUGAAACUGGACUUGGGCUUAUUCAAAGGACCGGUCUUCACUUCUCCCAGUGAGAUCUUAAUUUGAAAGAAUAAUAAGUAGAAUUUCUUAACAUUUUCUAGUAUAUGUGAUUUUUUUUAAAGAGGCCCAUUGGGCAUUAUUGCUCACCUGAGCACCUUUGGGUAUGAUGCUUUUCUUUACCAGAUUACCCUUUUGCAAUACCUACUAUGGCCCCGCCCUUCCCCAGGGGUAUUAUGUGGAUAAUGUAGAUUUCGCACUUCCCCAGGCUGCUUCAACAUAAGUUUCAUCUUCUCUAGCCCAGUGGUUCUUGAGAAGAAGAUUCUUUAAUGACCCCAC
Messenger RNA from Saccostrea cuccullata (small rock oyster), 2112 nucleotides. RefSeq lists its product as uncharacterized. The record is from RefSeq and is a predicted model, not a curated record. The coding region runs from base 241 to 1419 and encodes 392 amino acids. The transcript is spliced from 6 exons. NCBI's taxonomy places the organism in Eukaryota, Metazoa, Mollusca, Bivalvia, Ostreida, Ostreidae.